AUGAUCGUCUUCUCCAUCAAAGAGCUCAGGCGAUUGCUGCAUGACCCCGUCAUUGUGGGCGGUGUUCACGACAGUGAGACAAAGACAUCGCUGAUCAGGAUGAUCUGCCCCAAGACUGCGGCUGUGAAGCUCUUCAAGGCCAUUGCAGCCGUGAAAGCCAAGAUCAAAGUGGUGCUUGACAAGAAGGCACUGAGCAUCAGCAAUGAGAAGAAGAUGCGAGCAGAUUGGCUGCUCAACACUGGUUUGGAGCUGCCAGAUGAAGUGCCGUACUAUCUUGAUGUCCGUUUCUCUGAGGAAGAGGACGCCCCAAUUGUGACAGUCCCAAGCUGCUGUGUAUGGUCCAGCCGUGGGCUGAAUGUCCAGCCAGCCACUGGAAAGACCAACAUUGGACAGAAGCCAAAGCUGCUCAGUCAGCAAAAGAUCACCUCCAAGCCCGCUCCUGGACCAGCCCUCAAGAGGAGAGCCCCAGUGCAAGGCGGUGCUCAGGACACCGCUCCAGCCUCCAGGGAGGAAUCCAAUUUGGACCAGCUUUUGGAGAGUGCAUGUGUCAGCGAAUCAAGGCAGGAUGCCGCAGCAGCCAGCGCGGCACCAAAGCUCUCAGCCAAGCCCACAUUUGCCAAGCGCAAGCGGCCAGCCUAUGCUCUGCCUGCGACAGCGCCGCUUACACAGCCAGCAAAGCUCCUGAAGGCAGAUGCAGCACCCAAGCAAACCACAAAAGCUCCCCCGGUGAAAACGACGCGACCUUUGGCAAAGCGCAGCACAGUGGCAGCUUCUGCGCCCAUGCCAGACAAGCCGGCUCCCCCCGCGCCGCGUAUCAAGGCAAAGCAGCCGGCAGCAGCCUGCGCAGAUGGUGCCCACACAGCAGCACCCUGUGCCAUCAGGACCGCUCAGCAGGGCAAUGCAGACGAGGCAGGAGCUGCGGCAGCUGCUGCGAAGGCGCCGAGGAAUCGCACAAAGGCAGCAGAUCUGGAUGUGGCUGCAGUGGAGGCCAAGGUCAGGGCAAAGCAUGCAGAGCAGCAGCUGGAGAAGCUGAGCAUCCCAGAGAUCAAGUGCUUCUUGAAGGUCAAGAAGCUGCCAGUCGGGGGGAAGAAGGGCGACCUUCUUGAGCGUCUUGUCAAGCCAGGCUCACCCCUGAACAAGGCUUUCUUUGGGAAGGCGCGGGAAGUCAUCCCUUUCUCAUCAGCUCUGCGCGGGACGGCCCUCUGCAUGGGAGGCAGCGGCUUUGCGGGGGCAGACAUCAGCUCAGCUGUCCGCGGACUCAUCAGCGGCAGGGGUGUCUGUGACUUCACCCUGCAGGAGAUGCAUUAG
Molecule: messenger RNA, 1308 nt
Organism: Coccomyxa subellipsoidea C-169
Lineage: Eukaryota; Viridiplantae; Chlorophyta; Trebouxiophyceae; Coccomyxaceae
Exons: 6
Coding region: 1-1308 (435 amino acids)
Source: RefSeq, a predicted model, not a curated record